Messenger RNA from Ornithodoros turicata, 1564 nucleotides. RefSeq lists its product as uncharacterized. The transcript has 6 exons. The coding region runs from base 101 to 1474 and encodes 457 amino acids. The record is from RefSeq and is a predicted model, not a curated record. NCBI's taxonomy places the organism in Eukaryota, Metazoa, Arthropoda, Arachnida, Ixodida, Argasidae.
CGCGUCUCGUGACGUCGUAUAUAGCGCUCAGACGACGAAGACGAGAAAAGGGUGGCCGUCAUUGCUGCUGAACCAUUCGAGUUUUAGUGGAGGCAUUCGAAUGAUAGCUGAAGAGGCAGGCGACAGGUACGAUGUGGAGAUCCUGGACGGCAGGAUCUGUUACGUGCACAAAAACAGGCACGUAUGCUCUCUGCUGUCCCUGUGCGUGGAGCGGGUCUCUACGCUGGUGUCCCUCUUUUACCCGGGCUUCGACCGCCGAGUGGCCCGGUUGCCCAGCGAUGUGCUGACCAUUCUGCUCGACCACUUGGCCUCCAGGGCACCCCUGCGCUCCCUCGACGUCUCCGCAGCAAAGUUUCUCCUCCACGCCGGUCGAGUCCAGGACCUCGUGCUCGAAAGACUCCUCAUGAGACAUCGAGACCUUCGGGAGCUCUUGGCCGCUUUGGAUACCACGUUGCUUCGCAGGAUUACCAUCGUUAAUGUGAGCUGCAAGUGUCAGGAGCCCCCGCAUCCCCCGACCGUCCAGACUGAAUGCCGGAAACAGUACACCUUGGACGAGGAAGCCCUCGGGUCGCUCGUGCGAGACGCCCACUGCCUCAAGUCGCUCGACACGACGCUUCCCUUCGACCUGCAGUCCCUCACGUCGCACCCGGAGUUGACGCGGCUCUCCCUGCGCUGGGUGCGCGACGGAGACGGCCCCGCGCAAUCGAAGCUGUCUGCACGAGACCUGCAGGCGCUGCUCCUGCAGCUUCCCAAGCUACAGGACUUGCAGUGCGACAUCGUCGAUGCCAUACUGCAGGUAUCUCCGGAUGUGGAGCCUCUGUUGAGCCGCCUGAGCACAGUCUUCUUGGGACCGCCGACGGGUGAGACUGCCACCGACGCCUUGGUCAGGAUGUGUCCGCACGCAGAAGAGGUUACUGUGCACGUCUCUUCGAGCCGUGACCUUCAGCCUCUGCGUCAGAUGAGCCGUCUGCGCAAGUUAACCAUCCGUUACUCGAUUCGCUCCGGUCCUAACGCUUUCCUCAACGAUACUAUGUUCGAGGCCCUGGGGCCCUCGGUGUGCGGUGCUCUGCAGGAACUGGAGCUUCCCCUGCAGGCGAGGUUGCGGCCGCAGUCGCUUAGCGCUGCGUGUCCCCAACUGCGGGUACUCGUCGCCAGGUCCUUCUUCAGGCCAGCUGUCCACGAAGAACCGUACUUCCAGAACCUACAGGUCCUCAAGGUGGACACCCUACUGGAUGCCUCCGUUCUCCUGCCAGUGUGCAAAGAUACCCUUCGAGAACUGCGACUCACCCUGUCCGAGCUGACCACGGUGGAUGCCCGUGAGCUGGCCGAGCUGGUGGUGCGUUGUCCGAGAAUGGAUACCCUGUCCCUCGUGGUGCGGAGUCCACCGGUCGGUGGCAGUCACGUCCUACGUCAUGCGGCCGCUUACUUCCUGGGCCUUGUCGCCAGGGUGCCCAACGUUCGCAUCUUUUGUUGAUUCCUGCCCGCCGUAUAUAAUAUACACGGAUGACCACCUUAUAGAAAAUGAGGCUAUAAAAACUCAAUACGAAUAAAAGCUGCUCUAUGA